This is a messenger RNA of Clupea harengus (Atlantic herring), 983 nucleotides long. RefSeq names its product aquaporin-1-like. The record is from RefSeq and is a predicted model, not a curated record. NCBI's taxonomy places the organism in Eukaryota, Metazoa, Chordata, Actinopteri, Clupeiformes, Clupeidae. Gene Ontology annotation, molecular function: glycerol transmembrane transporter activity; carbon dioxide transmembrane transporter activity; ammonium channel activity. Gene Ontology annotation, biological process: carbon dioxide transmembrane transport; renal water transport; hyperosmotic response. Gene Ontology annotation, cellular component: membrane.
CAGCGCCCCAGAAGAAAGAUUCAAAUAUGUCAGCUAAGAUCAUCUAGUCACUGACUUAUCUGUUUUCUGCUUCAUCCAUGUCUCUUCCCGUUUCCAUUUCGAGCCUGUUUUAAAGGACCUGAUAGACCAUGUUGAGCGAGGUGAAAACCUUGGCAUUCUGGCGUGCUGUCCUGGCAGAGCUCAUAGGAAUGGUCCUCUUCAUAUUCAUUGGCAUUGCAGCAGCCAUUGGAAACAAGAACAAUGAUGGCCCUGACCAGGAGAUCAAGGUAGCGCUGGCGUUUGGGUUGGCCAUUGCCACCCUUGCCCAGAGUCUGGGGCAUGUCAGUGGAGCACACUUCAAUCCUGCUGUCACACUGGGCCUGCUGGUCAGCUGCCAGAUCAGUGUGCUCCGGGCUGUGCUGUACAUCCUCGCUCAGAUGCUGGGGGCUGUCAUAGCCAGUGGCAUUAUUCUAGGAGUGAGGCCGGAAAGCAUAAAAGCUCUAGGUUUGAACCAGCUGAAUGGAGUCAGCACUGCACAGGGCUUUGGCAUAGAGUUUCUGCUCACUCUUCAGCUUGUCCUGUGCGUCAUUGCCACCACAGAUAAAAGACGACGUGAUGUUAGCGGUUCAGCACCACUGGCCGUCGGGCUCUCUGUGGGCCUUGGACACCUAGGAGGCUUAAGUUAUACAGGGUGUGGCAUUAACCCUGCUCGUUCAUUCGGGCCAGCAGUCAUACUGAAGACUUUUGAGAACCACUGGGUAUACUGGGUUGGUCCUAUGAGCGGGGGAGUCAUGGCUGCCCUCAUCUACCACCUGCUUCUGUCCCCUAUACCGGGUGACCUCCCCCAGAGGCUCAAGGUUUUAUGCCAUGGUCAUUAUCAAAAUGAGCGACAACCUCUGCUGGGUGGUGCUGAAGGAGACCAGUGGACCAAGUAGUAAAUGUUGCAUGUUUAAGGAGCCCAUUUUCUGUGAACAUGCCAAUAAAAUAUCAAGAUAAAUGGCAAA